This is a messenger RNA of Aphidius gifuensis, 2797 nucleotides long. RefSeq lists its product as uncharacterized. Lineage: Eukaryota; Metazoa; Arthropoda; Insecta; Hymenoptera; Braconidae. The transcript has 7 exons. The record is from RefSeq and is a predicted model, not a curated record. The coding region runs from base 185 to 1645 and encodes 486 amino acids.
UCAAACUUUAAACUAAAUUAUCAUCAAUAAAUCUCAUUGAAUUAGUUUCUAAACCAAACCAACUUUGAUAUCAAAAUUUUCAGUUUUGAUUAGCAUAAAUACCACAAGUGUAGAUCAUAUUUGACUGAUUAAUUUGUAAACCUUAACAAAUGACAAACAAUAUCAUGACCAUAAAUUGGAGACAAUGAUGGAAGACGAUGAUCAAGAAGAGUUACGUUAUACAACUGGAAGUGAUGUUGAAAUUGAAGAAUACACUGAUACUGAAGAAUCAACGUAUCCAGUUUAUCAACAAUCAGACAAGUUGUUUGACAUUGAUUCACCUUGUUGGCAAAAUUUUAUUUUUCUCAUCACGCUCAGCAUUGUCAUUGUCUCAAUCACAGCCUCCAUAAUCAGCUAUCCACUCUAUCAUGAGAGUAUCAGUGCAGCAUCAAGUGCAUAUGCAGGAUUACUCUUCACCGCAUUUUCAAUGACCUGUAUCCUCGGUGUCAUCUGUUUCAUUGUCGAGAAGAUCUCACCACCACCAGCACUCAUACCAAAUAGCAUGAGAAUAAAAAUUCCACGUUGCAGUCUUGUCAAGAUAAGUGUUAUAUACGCAUUUGCUGGAAUUCUCAUGAACCUCUCGUUGGAUCAAAACCGAGUACUCUGUCAUCUACAAGAUCCCAUCAAGGGCAUAACUCUUGUUUUUUCUCUUGUAUAUUAUUUUAUAUUUUCACGAAAAAUGAUGAGCUUGCAGCGAAUAUUUUCAAGCACAACAAUUAUUGUUGGAUUAUUUAUAAGUGUUGAUUAUGGUCUUUGUGAUGAAUUUCGUUGUCGGGGUCGUGAGGUUCCAGCUCAUGCUGUGACAAUGAGAGGAACAUGGGGUAUUCGAGCUGUUUGGACUGUUAUUUAUGUUGUAUCACUUGCAACAUUUGCAUUAUUUUUUACACUAUUAGAAGUACAUUUUAGCAAUGGUCAAAGAAAUAAUUGUCGUAUGUUAUCCAUACAAAACAAUUCUUUUCUUUAUACUGUAUCAAGAUUGGUGUCAUCACGUGACAUUAGACGAAGAGGAUCAGAGGAAGAAGGUGGUCGUUUAUUGCACGUUACUGAUCCUGAUCCAACAAUAAAGCAAAAACACUAUCCAAAACCUCCAGUACUCAAGACACUUUUUCACAUUCAUGUCGUUGCUUUUAUUGUCAUUUUGGCAUUCAGUUGGAUCGAUACUGUGCCAGGAAUCGGCAGGGGCUUAAGUCCAAAUGAUUUGUACAAGACAAUUGUACAUGGUUUCAAGUGUCAUUUUUGGGGUGGUACUACGUGCUCAAAUGUUGCAAAUCAUGGAUGGAUAUUUAUUUUUUCAUAUACUGUAUUUUUUAUAUCAUCUGUUAAUUUUCUUGAAAUGUGUGAAAGUGCUGUUUUUACAGUUGCAGCAAUGAGUACUUCAUUGCCACUCACUGGUAUUUGGUGGAGUAUUUAUAAAAUGGAUAUUGAUGCAAAUAAAGCAAUGAUUAUUUGGUCACCUGGUGUUACUGGAGAAUUGAUUUGUGCAUUACUUGGUCUUCCUAUUGUUCUUCUUGGUCUUGGAUUACUUGUAAGAUCACAUUUUCGUGAUUGCCAACAAAAUUAUCAAAAAAUUACUCCAGAUUUACAUCGUGAUAUUUGUCAGAGAUAAAUCAAACGUAAAUAACUCAAUUAAUAAAAGCUUAGAAAAUAAUUUGAGUUAAAUUAAAUUGAUUUGAUUUAAAACGAAAAUCAAAAACAAAGUCAAAUUAAUUUCUAAAUUAUGCCAAUAAAUUCACCGAGCCAAAUUGUUAGCGGUUUAAAGCUUUUAAACAUUUUUUAUUUAUUAGAUUUUUUUUCAUAAUAAAUAUACAAGACAUAGUAUGCGCAAAAAAUAAAUAAAAAAACAUGAAAGUAGCUUUAUAGAUUGAUAAACAAAAAUGACGAGAAUACUCUUAGCUAAUUUUUUAAAAAUGUAUAAAUGUAUUUUUUUUUUUUGUCUAUUUUUUAAAACCAAUUUGUUCUUCCUCUAAUUUGCCAAGCCACAUAAGUAUUAUUAUUAUCGUAAAGAAAAAAAUCAUAAUUAUAGAAAAAAUGUUAAAAGAAAAAAAAAUGAAUUUUUUUAAAAUUCUGAAUGGAUUUAUAGUUGUUGAUAUUGGUGUGACAAUAUUUUGUAUUUAUAUUAAUCAACAUACAUUUUAAUUUUGUUUAUUAAACACUCGAAAAAAUAUAUAUGUAUUUAUAUUUAAUUGUUGAAUGACAAUUGACAUUUGAUGCUUGGGUCUUCAACAAUUAAUUUAUAAAUAAUAUAAUAUUUUGUUUUUAUUUUCUAAUGAUUAUUAGAAAAGUUAAAAAGUGAUGUUAAACUAGGAGAUAAUUACUAUAGAAUAAAUUAUAAAUUUUUUGGAAAGUCAAUGGGAAUUAUAUUCUACUUAAAUGUGUCAAUAAACGUCCACAUUUUUAUAAUGACAAUUUUAAUUAAAACAGUGAAUAUUAUUUCAACUGGAGGAAAUGUAAACAAUAAUAAUUUUUAGCAGGGUCAAUUGAUUGUUUUUUAACUUCUUUUUUUGAUGUUUUUUUUUAUAAUUAAUUAUUCAACAAAAAAAAAAAAAAAACAGUAUAACAAUUGCGUCCGAAAUUAAAUAUCGUAGUUGUUCGUUUAUACAUAGAUUUUAAAUGAAAUAAAAAAAAUUAUUAAUUAAUGAAAUAGAAAACAAAAAAAAAAGUGUUUAUAUUUUUAAAAAAAGCUCAGUGAAUUAGGAACGUAUCCAUUCAAAUUAUACAACAAAAAUAACCAAAAAAAAAAAAAGGUAAUAGAUAAAUU